Centrocercus urophasianus (Greater sage-grouse) is the source of this 2713-nucleotide messenger RNA. RefSeq names its product glycosyltransferase 1 domain containing 1 (gene GLT1D1). Gene Ontology annotation, molecular function: glycosyltransferase activity. The transcript is spliced from 13 exons. Lineage: Eukaryota; Metazoa; Chordata; Aves; Galliformes; Phasianidae. The coding region runs from base 48 to 1124 and encodes 358 amino acids. The record is from RefSeq and is a predicted model, not a curated record.
GACCGCGGCACGGCCCCUCGCUGCGGAGGGAGGAAGGAAAUACCGCUAUGAGGCUGCUCCUGCUGGCGUGCCUCCGAACGCACACCGGCAACGCGACCACGGCGGCCAGGAUACAGAGUCAUCUGCACGAUGCAGGUCACAUCUGCAUUCUCAAAGAUGCUUCCAGGUGUGAAAGUCUGACUGAAAUAGCGAAUCUAACCUCUGCAGAUCAAUUUGAUGCAGCCCUGGCCAUUCAUCUUUAUAAAGGAGGCAGACAUCUGCAAGGUAGCAGAAUUCCUUUUGGAAUCAUCUUUGGAGGAACAGAUAUAAAUGAAGACAUCAGAAGUGAAGAGAAACGUCGGGUAAUGGGAGCAGUGCUAGGAGAAGCCAGGUUUGCCGUGGCUUUCACGACGAAAAUGAAGGAACUGGCAGCAGCAGCGUGGAAAGUUUCAUAUUCCACAAGUUCAUGGUUGGAGUUACAGAAAGGCAAUGAACCAGAUGCUAGCCAGAAAAUAUAUGUCCAAUAUCAAGGAAUCAGGACUACUCCCAUUGAAACAUUUGACUGGUGUAGAUUUCUACAAAAUGCAGACAUUCCUGCAGAUACAGAAGAUUUACAUAUAUUUCUCCUUAUAUGCGGACUUAGAAGAGUCAAAGACCCUCUGUAUUUAGUAGAUGUAUUCUCAGAUUGGCACAGAAAGGACCCCACUGUUCACCUUGGCAUUAUUGGACCUGCAGUCGAUCCACUUCUAACACAUGAGAUGAAGGAGAAAAUCAAAAGGGCACCUGGAGUACAUUUAUUACAGGAGAUGCCACAGGAUGAUCUUCAUGCUGCUAUGAGAAGGUGCUUUGCUGUAGUGAACAGCUCCAUUUCAGAGGGGAUGUCUGCUGCAAUUCUGGAGGCAAUGGACUUGGAUAUUCCAGUGCUUGCAAGGAACAUUCCUGGAAAUGCAGCAAUAAUAAAACAUAAAGAGACAGGACUGCUAUUUUCUGAUCCCCAGGAGUUUGUUGUGCUGUCCAAGAGUUUGAUGGAUGACCCCAUUAUGAAAAGAGAAAUUGUAACAAGGGCCAAAGACUACGUGAAGAAAUAUCACUCAUGGGAAUGUGAGAGAAAAGCCUAUCAGAAUCUUGUCCUAAGACUCCGGUGAACUGCCAGACCCAGCAGUCUGUGUAGAGCACUUUAAUGAUGGAAAUGUAAUUAGAUUUGGGUUUCUCUGGGUUUCUUUUUGGAAGAGAUAGUAAGAUAUGCAUUAUUAUUCUAUUCAAAUGCAGCAACAUCACAGGAGUUGCCUGCUACUUCAAACUAUCAAAUUUAUCUAAUUCAGCACUCUGUCUCUAGUGUACCAAUUCAUCACAGACCAGUAUCAGUUUGUAAGAUCACAUAGAAGAAAUAUAUUCCUUGAACAGACACAUAUUUUUUGUGUAAAGUCCUCAGAAGGAGGAUGAUUUCUUGUAUACAGUGCAGCACUUCACCACCAAGAGCUUAUGUCAGAUGUUGUGAUCUUGUUGCAUCCUAACAAAGUGCAGUAUAGAAUCAUUGAAGCAUAGAAUGGCUUGGGUUGGAAGGGAACAUAAAGACCAUCCAGUUCCAACCCCCUGCUGUGGGUAGGGUUGCCAACGACCAGAUGAGGCUUCCAGGUCCCCAUCCAACCUGGUCCUGGACACUACCAGGGAUGGGACAUCCCCAGCUUCUCUGGUCAGCCUGUACCAGUUCACCAAUUUCCUCGUAAGAAAUCUCCACCUAAUAUCUUAUCUAAGUCUCCCUUCUUUUACUUUAAAGUCAUUCCUCCAGAAGCAGUUUUUCUUUCCACUUAUACCAAUCUGAAUAUGGUUGGGUACGUGUGACAUGCACAAUUCAAGUACAUAAAACCAUGACUAAAUACACAGAGUACAAGAUUAUUAAGAUGAAAGCUUCCUUCAGACUAAAAGACAGAUGUAUCUAUUGAUAUAGUUAUCGAUGUCUACAUCAAUAAACAGUGUUGAUGCUUAGGGAAAACAAAAAAUAUAGGAAAUGUUUUUUACUGCCCUAAAGGUACCUGGAUUCCUUUCAGCUAAGCUGGUACAGCUGAACAGUCACAUGUCUGCAUUUUCUCUUGAGUCCUGAUUGUAACCAUGUAGGUUGGCACAGCACCCAAGGGCCAUACGUGGUUUCUCAUUUCAGAAUUGCAUGGUACUGCCCUCAGCAGCAAGAUGUGCUCGCAGGCAGAGAUGCUUUGUUACAUAAACUACCUCUUAAUUUGCCAGUUGCUUUGGUACCUUGGUUAUUUAUCUAUUUGCUAAAAGAUUUAUGAGAGCUAUAGAAAGGAAUGAAGGGGGGAAAUAAAAGUAUUUUUCAGUUUACCAUGUAUUUUGGAACUGUUCAUUCUCAUUUGUGGUUCUCAGGAUAUAUUUUAACAUACUGCAGUAGGCUAUUUUAAAAGGAGACUCAUCUAUACUUGAAGUCCAUGCUAAUCAUUUUUGCUAGCACAGUGAUUAUGGACAUAUCUUUGAUUCCAUAACUGGUCAUCAAAGAACUUGUAUUCAUAGAAGAAAGAGUGUCAUAGUUUCAGUUCUUACUGACAAACUGUAUGCUUUGUACAGAUUUGAUCCCGUCCCCAUGACUGUGAAUUUUCUACUGAUUUGAAUGGCUAUUCCGUCUGACUUUUCUUUGUAAUAAUGGAGUUCUGUCUUUUAAGCUUUCCUCUGUAUUUUGAAUGUUUUGCAACCACUGGGAGAGUAAACAAAAAAGGAAUUUGAA